AUGGUGAAAUCUAUUUAGUCAGGAAGCUUCGAUACAAGACAUGAAGGUGCUAUAAACGAUGCCCAGUUCGACUAUUACGGAAGACAGCUCGCAACAUGCUCUCAAGACGGACACAUAAAGAUAUUCCUCACAAAAGAAGAUGACCAAAUGCAACAAGUCGCAAACCUCCAACAUCACCAAGGCUCAGUCCUGGCUCUUUCAUGGUCACAUCCUAAAGUUUAAGUUAAAGAUAACUCUUCAAGUCCCGUAGUUCUUGAUCCCAGGUUGGACCACAGCUAUGAAUAAUGGCAGGUGGGUUGGCCUAACCGUCGACCUUAGGACCUCUCUAAUCCAUGCUAGACUCAGUAUAGGCCUAUUCUAUUUAGUCGAAACUCUCAAGAAGCCUUGGACUUCUCUCUGAGAUCGGAUAUUGGACCUGAGCCCUACCCUAACUGACGUUUUUAAUCGUUGGCCACAUCCUAAAUUUUUGGCUCUCUAUUAGCUUCCUGUGGAGUGGACCGAAAGGUGCUCGUUUGGAAAGAAAUGUCCUCAAAUUCCUGAAAUGUCGUAUACGAAUAUGAUAAUCACGAAGGACCUAUAAAUUGUAUAGCUUGGGGACCCUGGGAAUAUGACUUGACUCUUCUUGCCGGUUCUUUAGAUGGCUCUGUUUCUGUAAUCAGCAGGACUUCUGAAGACAGAUGGGAAGCCAUGAAGUUUACCGCUCAUGAAGGCGGUGUUUAUGCAGUCUCCUGGGCUCCAGCUACCUCUUUAAGCUUGCUUGAAAGUGAAGAAUCUUAUUUAGUAAAGCGUUUUGUGUCAGGAGGAGCUGAUAAUCUAGUAAAAGUUUGGACAUGGGCUGAUGAACAUUAUGACUGUACGCCAUUAGAUUUGCAUACAAGGUGUGUCAGAGAUGUCGCAUGGUGCCCAAGUUUAGGGAUGGCGAGGGAUAUGUUUGCCAGUUGUAGCGAAGAUGCGACCGUUGCGAUAUGGACAAAUUCGAGUGACAGCGGGAAAUGGAAAUCCAAGUGUGUGCUGAAGCUGAAAUACCCGAUUUGGAGGGUUAGUUGGUCGGUUGCUGGAAAUGUGCUGGCGGUCAGUGCAUAUGAUAAUAUUACGAGACUGUUAAAAGAAGCUCCUGAUGAGACUUGGGAAGUUGUAUCGACUAUUAAUGAGAACGGACAACAGUCAAAUGAAGAUCAUAUUCAAUUAGGAUUAGAUUAGAUUAGAUUAGAUUAGAUUAGAUUAAAGCUGUGUAUUUAUAGUCCCCACUUCCAAAGUCUUCGCAUUCCGCAGCGGAACCGCUGCGGGGUGGGCUCCCUUAAGGCACUCAAGCCCGGGCCGAAACCCCCGGUUUCUCGGUAGUGGCAAUUUCCCUCCUGAUCCGGGUCAUACGGAUUUUGCCGGGAACCACCAAUUUCCAACUUGAGGCCAUGUCUACCCAACCCUGCUCGCCUCUGGCCAGAUCGCCCCUUUUGAUCGGGACCCUUUUCGACUGGAGAGACUUGUGCCCUUGAGAUCUGUGUCGAGCUUCGCCUCCCCUCUUUCCCGGAUCAUCUCCAAGAAAGAACUCAACCCCCUGCCUCUUUCGGACACAGAGUCUGGACCUCGGCGCUACUGGCAAAAAGAAUGCGAAAAACUGCUGCCUGGGUCAAGUCCCAAAAUCAGCGGAAAUUGGGCUGGCCUCGAGGCUAACUCUUCCCUUGAGUAGCUCUCCGAUCCAAAAACCACGUCCGGUAUACAUAAGGACACCCGCCACGGAAGGACGGGUCGCUCGUCUCCGGCCAUUUUAUGUAUAUAUUCAAUUAGGAUAA
Molecule: messenger RNA, 1790 nt
Organism: Blepharisma stoltei
Lineage: Eukaryota; Ciliophora; Heterotrichea; Heterotrichida; Blepharismidae
Source: the annotation of a GenBank genome assembly